AUGACCUCCUUUGGACACUUUUUCGUUGAGGCUGAACAGGAACGUGCUGAAAUGGAGGCCAAAGUGAAGCAGCUUCGUGAAGAAGCUGCGCCUGUGAUGGCACGUUUUAUGGAGGCGGAGGUGUUGCGCACACAGAUUCAGGUCUGCAGUGAAGACUUGGUGCGGUUGAAGCAGGAAGUGGCUGAUUGCAAAGAGGAGCUGAAAGAAGGGCUACCGAAGCUUGCUGAGCUUGAGGAUGACGAGGCCGAAUGCGCUGGAGCGAUAGCGCAGCUGGAAGCCUCACACACCGAAGAGGUGCAGCUUCAGGGCUUUUCGGUGCAGCUGCGGUGCGAGAGUUGCCACAUGGCACACGGCAACAUGGGGACAUGGGGACACCUGAAAAGAAGGAUCUCACUGGCCUCUUUGUCGGAUUUGCCAGACACGGUGACGUUGACCAGGAAGCGUGCUCUCCGGAGAGCCAGAGCCGCUGCGAGGCGGCAGUGGUUUCUACAUCGCACAGGAGCUCUUUCCUUGGGAUUUACGGCCCUGGCCAGGAUUCGUCAAGUGCUUUCUGCCCACCACAGCCGAGACCACCAAUUCAUUGCCAGGCUCACAGCUGCAAUGGCUUUGGCAAAACAACCUUGGCGGUGUCGAGUUUGCUUCAAGAUUGCAAAGUCUUCGAUGCCAAGGUGUGCAUGGUGUGGCAAGACGUGGCAAGAGGUCAUGGACUAUACGUACCAGCCGGGCAGUGCCCAUGCAGCGCCUCCGGAGUCGAACACCCCGGACUGGCAUCCUGGUGCUUAUGGCCAUGGACAAGGUCGCCAUACCCCAAGACGAAAGUCCAGGAGAGGCAAACGAAAUGGAGGAGCCCAUCAACAAGGUGCACAGAAACAGGGUCAUUACGAUGCCAAUGCUCAUUAUUUCCCACCGGGAAAUUGGGUAGCUCCGCAUGGCCAUGGACCUUAUCCGCAUCCUGCGAUACCUCAGUCAAUGCCUGGGCCUUCGCAGCAGAAUAUGGCACCCCCUCCGCCACCACCAUUGCCCCAAGGGCCUAUGACUGCUCCGGAUCAGUUUUGGAUGCAACAGAUGCAGCAGAUGCCUGUGCUCAAUUCUGUGCAACCAGUUGGACCCAAGCCCACGAUGUCACCUGCGGAGGUUCAUUUGCAGAACAUCCUUGGCGCUUUGCGUCAAUCAGAGGACACUUGGACACCAGAAGUUCAACAAGCAGUCCAAAAAAUGGAUCACUCCAAUCUCCAGCUCAAUUUGGGCCAAGUCCAUGCCAGUGUGGACGAGAUUGGACGAGCAAAGACAGAGGUGGCAGAAGCCGAAGCUGCUCGUCUACGGCUCGUGACAUCCUGGCGAACCUUCUUGCAGUACAGCGUUUCUCGAUGGAAGGAGUAUGCUGGGCUCUUUCAGACUCAGGAGACAGCGAUCCAGGAGCAGAUUUCCUCGGCCAAGACCAAGCUUGCCCGUGCUCAGCGCCGCUUUGGCAAAACCUCAGAAGCGGUGCGGGACGCUCCUAUUCCGAUCUCCGACGAGGAGGACAACAAUCCCGAGUUGAAGCAGGUCAAGGACGAAGAGAUGCGUUCAGAAGCAACGCAGAAGAUCGCAGCGGGCUUGACACAGGUUGUUCACUCCCUACAAGAGUUGACGGACCACGCCGAGGCAGAAGAGCGCAAAGCCAAACGUUUGCGCAAAUCAGGCGAAGAGUCAGGGGGAGAAGGCCUUCCACCAACUCCUGUGUCAUCGCUGCCUUCUAUGCAGCCUUUUGGCACGCCCGGUGCGAUGUGA
Cladocopium goreaui is the source of this 1770-nucleotide messenger RNA. The record is from the annotation of a GenBank genome assembly. Lineage: Eukaryota; Dinophyceae; Suessiales; Symbiodiniaceae.